Molecule: messenger RNA, 3626 nt
Organism: Salmo salar (Atlantic salmon)
Lineage: Eukaryota; Metazoa; Chordata; Actinopteri; Salmoniformes; Salmonidae
Gene: rasa2
Product: RAS p21 protein activator 2
Biological process (GO): regulation of GTPase activity; intracellular signal transduction
Source: RefSeq, a predicted model, not a curated record
UGUUUUACAAACUGUGAGAGCUGUGAAUACUAUUCACACAAGUCUCUCCAGUCUAGUCUAAUGUCAGCGUACGGCCAAUAGCGCUCGUAGUGACGCUGCAGUAGGUUGGCCCUUCGCUUGCAUUCAUAGACGGAUAUUAUAGCUAAGCGUUGAAUGUACUAGCUACAGAUACAGUCAAGUCGGACCAUGGCGGAAGAAGAGGACACGAGAAUACGGAUUUUACAAAGUCUGCGGGGAAAGAUAUGUGAAGGCAAGAACCUGGGUCCGUGUUCGGGGCCCAACCGACAGCGGGACCUCUGCACCUUCUGCACCAUCAGCCUGGACCAGGAGGAGGUAUUCCGGACCAAGGUGUUUGACAAGAGCCUCAGCCCUUUCUACGGUGAGGACUUCUACUUUGAGAUCCCACGACCAUUUCAGUGUUUGUCCUUCUACGUAUUCGCCAAGGGUGUUUUUCAAAGGGACCUGCCUGUCGGGAAAGUGUCCAUCCGGAAGGAGGAACUGUGUAAAUUCAGUGGGAAGGAGCACUGGUUCGGCCUGCAGCCCGUGGACCCUAACUCUGAAGUCCAGGGAAAGGUCCACCUGGAGAUGCGUCUGAAUGAACUGAUCAUAGAGAACGGCUCCAUGUGCCAGCAGCUACUGGUCCGGAUAAUAGAAUGCCAGGGCUUGCCUCUGAUCAGUGGACAGAACUGUGACCCGUAUGCCACUGUCUCGCUCGUUGGGCCUGCCAGGUCUGACCAGAAGAAAACAAAGGUGAAAAAGAAGACCAGCGACCCUCAGUUUGAGGAAACCUUUAACUUUGAGGUCACAAGGCCCAACAGUUACACAAAAAAGUCUAAUUUCCCUGUAGAGGAGGAGGACAUUGAAAAGCUGGAGAUCAAAGUUGACUUGUGGAACAAUGGGAAUUUGGCGCAGGAUGUCUUCCUUGGGGAGACGCGGGUAUCUGUCAAGAUCCUGCGAAAUGACCACAUUCACAGGGCCUGGUAUCUCCUCCAGCCUAAAGGGAAUGGGAAGUCCAAGACAGACGACCUGGGCUCUCUGAGGCUCAACGUAACCUACAUCGAGGACAAUGUGCUGCCAUCGGCCUGCUACACACCGCUCCGCACGCUGCUGCUCAAGUCCCCAGACAUUAAGCCCAUCUCGGCGUCUGCGGCUCACAUUCUGGGGGACAUCUGCAGGGAGAGGUAUGAGGCGGUGCUGCCCGUGGUCCGCCUGCUGCUCCACCACAGCCGCCUGGUGCCCUUCGUCUCCGCCAUCACUGUCCUGGAACUGGAGAACACUCAGGAGGCCAACACCAUUUUCCGUGGCAACUCCCUGGCAACACGCUGCAUCGACGACAUGAUGAAGAUUGUAGGGCGGAGCUACCUGACGGUCACCCUGAAGCCUGUAUUGGAUGAGAUUUGUGAAUCCAACAAAACCUGUGAGAUUGACCCGAUCAAACUGAAAGAAGGAGACAACGUUGAGGUCAACAAGGAGAACCUGCAGGGGUACGUUCAGAAGGUGUUCUCGUCCAUCACCCAGUCCAGCUCCAGCUGUCCCCCGCUCAUGUGUGACGUGUUCCGCUCGCUGCGUCACAUGGCCUCCAAGCGGUUCCCAGAUGAUCCUCAUGUCCAGUAUUCGGCAGUCAGCAGCUUCGUGUUCCUGCGCUUCUUCGCCGUCGCCGUUCUCUCGCCACACACCUUCCAGCUCCGCCCACACCAUCCUGACCUAGAGGUCUCCCGAACACUCACUCUCAUCUCCAAGACCAUCCAGACUCUGGGGAGCUGGGGUAGCCUGUCCAAAAACAAACUGUCUAGUUUUAAAGAAUCCUACAUGUAUGAUUUCUUCAAAUCAUUCCAAGAAGACAAAUGUAUUGAAAAAGUAAAAAAGUUCCUAGAUGAGAUCUCCUCCAACGUCAGUAAGGAGUCCAGCGGGGUGGAAGACUCUGUGGUUCUCAAAGAGGGGGAGAUACAGAAGCGGGCCCAGGGAAGGAAACGCAUCGGCAAGAGGAACUUCAAGAAGAGGUGGCUCAGAGUGACCAACAGGGAGCUCUCCUACCACAAGCACAGAGGGAAAGAAGCACUCUGCAUUAUCCCAGUGAAGGAUAUCCGGGCUGUGGAGAAACUGUACGAAAGUGCCUUUAACCGCAAAAAUAUGUUCCAGGUGCUCCACAGUGAGAAGCCACUGUACGUGCAGGCGGGGAACUGCGUGGAGGCCAGUGAGUGGGUGGAGGUGCUGAGCCAAGUGAGCCGCUGUAAUCCGGACCGCCUGGGCACCUUCCACCCCUCGGCCUACGUGGCGGGGGCCUGGCUCUGCUGCAGGAGCCUGAGCGACAGCCAGCCGGGCUGCAAGCCCUGCACACCUACCUUGCUGGCUAACCUGCAGCUGGACAUCGACUGUGACCGCGAGACGGAGAGAAUCUUCUCCCUCCUCACCUCCAGCUACUCCAAGCUGCAGAAGAUGGAAGAUGCGUGUGCCAGCAUCGCUGUGUACCAGGGACCUCCGAAGGAGCAGGACGACUACUCCCUGUUCACCAUCCAGGACCCCAAGGAGACAUUCCACACAGUGCGGCAGAUCACACACAUCCUGGAGGAGCUGCAGAGAGAGCACGACACUCGCAGCGGCACCGCGCAGUACGGCAGCCAAGAGAAUCCGAUAGUUGGGAAGACUUCCUAACCAGUCUAGGUGGGUCUGUCUGGCCUGAGUUCAACACUGGAGCCCCAGGGUGGCACCGUCGGGAUUGGCACUGAGAACGCUGCCUGCCUCCGCGAAUACCAAGAACGCAUUACCCCCAAGGUCGUGCUCUGCCCCCCCCCUUCCCCGUCCACCACCGUGUGACUGGACGGACAGUCCAAUAGAGGAAGUUAGAAUUGUCACCUGACCAGAAGCUCUCAUUGGUUCAGAAGAGGAGACCCUUGUUUUUUUAAUUCUCUUUCCCCGUCUGUCUCCAUCCCUCUCUCGUUCUCACACACCACUGCCCUAAUCAGAGGAGUAUGUGCUUGCUCUCGUCUUCUACUUGAUUUGCACAAAACUCAAUAAUUUCAUUGAAACCUCCCCUUUUUCUACAGUUCGGUGAAGACCAGACAACAUCAUUAGUUGGUGUGUGUGUGUGAAUAGGCUGCUAAAAUAAUCCCUUUUAUACACUCAAUGUUUUCGAUCGUCAACCAUCAAGAUGAAGCUCUCAAUCUCUUGGGGCUUCACUGUUUGACGUCCGUUUACGACUAAACAGCAAGCUGAUUUUGUUUAUCUCAUUUUCUAUAAAAGGGAAUUUUUCUCUCCUUCCUCCUCCUCUACCCACCUCCUAUAUUUUAUGCUUUGAACAAAUGCAGGUGUUUCAGAGUACAGUUAAGUGAAUGAAACCGAUCUGCCUUAUUUUUCUUCAUGGAUGUAUGUGUAAAAGUCUCUCUCGCAUCCUCGGGUUAGGGAAUUAUGCCCAAGCACUUUACAUAUUUGGAAUAUUCCAGAUGGCAUCAUUUUAGAUACGUGGUAUCAGUAUACCCCCCACAUUGAUCAGUUAAAUGAUCUCGUUUACGUUCUCGUUUCCAUUCCUGUACGAUAACGUUUAUAGCCUGUAGAUUUUAAUAGCUAUUUUUCUUACACCAAAGAUGAAAAUUUCGUAGGAUUGACUUGAAUAAAAGGGUAUAAAUGUA